AGACAGGCCUUUAAGUCUGUACCGGAAAUGACGUCGUCCUUUUCUCCCAGGCGGAUCCAUCAUGGGACGAGUCAGGACUAAGACGGUGAAGAAGGCCGCCAGGGUCAUCAUCGAGAAGUACUACACCCGCCUGGGAAGUGACUUCCAUACCAACAAGAGGGUGUGUGAGGAGAUCGCCAUCAUUCCCAGCAAGAAGCUCCGCAACAAGAUUGCCGGGUAUGUGACACAUCUGAUGAAGAGGAUCCAAAGAGGUCCCGUCAGAGGAAUCUCCAUCAAACUGCAGGAGGAGGAGAGAGAGAGGAGGGACAACUACGUGCCAGAGGUCUCUGCUCUGGACCAGGAGCUGAUCGAGGUGGAUCCUGACACCAAGGAGAUGCUGAAGCUGCUGGACUUCGGCGGUCUGUCCAACCUGCAGGUCACUCAGCCGACCAUCGGCAUGAACUUCAAGCAGCCCCGAGGCGUGUAGACCCCCCCUGACCUGACCCCCUGACCUCUGACCCCCCGGCUCUGCACGCCUGCUGCUCGUCUCCAAACUGUGCUGUUAAAUUAUCCGUUUCCCUUUUUUUUUUAUUUACUUCAUGUAGACCGAAGAGAAUAAACCAGAGAAAAGAGA
Salarias fasciatus (jewelled blenny) is the source of this 613-nucleotide messenger RNA. RefSeq names its product 40S ribosomal protein S17-like. Gene Ontology annotation, cellular component: ribosome. The coding region runs from base 62 to 466 and encodes 134 amino acids. Gene Ontology annotation, biological process: translation. NCBI's taxonomy places the organism in Eukaryota, Metazoa, Chordata, Actinopteri, Blenniiformes, Blenniidae. The transcript is spliced from 5 exons. The record is from RefSeq and is a predicted model, not a curated record. Gene Ontology annotation, molecular function: structural constituent of ribosome.